CGCCUCCUCAAGGCCCUCCCGAGCGCAGCGUGUCGCGCUCGCACUGUUGCUUUUGGAACUAUGUGCAACGCGUUCCAGUCCGAGGCCCCUCGCACCAAGCGCUCGCCCGCCACUUCCUUCGUCGGCCGUUUCGAGGCGAACGCGGAGUUGCUGGGCGAGGAGCGGCUCUAUAGCUGGCUGACGGCGGAUGCCAGCGAGGAGGCGACCCUCUCGUACGCCGAGAUGCGGGCCCGCUGCCGGGCUGUCUGUGUGGCGCUCCGGCGGCGUUGGGGCGCGAGCACAAACGACCGGCUUAUGCUGGUGUAUGCGCCCGGCCUCGAGCUGCUGGUGGCCUUCUUCGGGUGCCAGUAUGCGGCGGUGAUCGCUGUGCCCUACUACCCUCCCGUCCUCCCGCUCACGCCCCUCCCGUCGGUCGGCGCCAAGCGGCUGCUGGCCGACGGGCUCGCAAAGGUCAAGCGGAUUGCCGAGUCGUGCACACCGCACGCCUUCCUGUCGACGCGGACGUACGUGCGCGCCUCGUGGCUGGCCAGCAAGCUCGUGCGCGAGGCCGAGUGCAGCUGGCCGCCCGAGUGGACCUGGCGCUGCACCGAUGAGGUCUCCCCCCGCCUCGGCCGCGGCGACGCCGACUGGCUCAGCGAAUGGCUGCCCGGCCGCUGCGAGCCGUCGCCGCGCGACGAGGUCUCCUUCCUGCAGUACACCUCCGGCUCCACCGGCCACCCGAAGGGCGUCGCCAUCGGCACGCGCAACUUGCUCGCCAACGUGCUUGCCAUGUCCUACUCUUCCACCACCACAAACAGCUUCCCCCCGCCGGGCUCGCGCAUCGCCAUGGUCUCGUGGCUGCCGCAGUACCACGACUUUGGGCUCAUCGCGGGCUCCCUCUCGACGGCGAUGCAGGGCUACCGCUCCGACCUCCUCUCCCCCUUCACCUUCAUCAAGCACCCCAUGUCUUGGCUCCUCGCCAUCUCGCGCCUCCAGCACUCGCACCUCGUCAUCUCGCCGUCGCCAAACUUUGGCUUCGCCCUCUGCACGCGCCGCGCAAAGCCGCACCACAUCGCGAAGCUGCAGCUCUCGCACUGGAAGGCGGCCUUCAACGGCGCCGAGCCCAUCCGCACGCGCACGCUCGCCGACUUCGACGCAAAGUUCGCGCCGUGCGGGUGGCACCCCUCCUCGUGGGCAUGCCUCUACGGCCUCGCCGAGACGUGUGUGUACGGCUGCGGCGUCGCCGAGCCUCCCGUCGUCCUCGAGGUGCCCCGCUCACGGCUCGGCCCGGGCGACGCGCCGAUGCCGCUGCAGCCGGGCGACGACAACCUGAUCGAGUUCCCCGGCUGCUUCGUCGAGGAGGCGGCGCUCACCGGGCAGCGCUUCGCGAUCUCGCACCCUGAGACGGGGCUGCCGCUGCCGGACGGAGUGGUUGGCGAGGUCCGGAUCCGAGGCGCGAGCGUCGCCCUCGGCUACUGGCAGCAGCCGGAGCUGAGCGAGCAGACCUUCCGCACGCCCCUCGCCCUGCCCGCGCCGCCCUCCGCGCUGAGAGAGGAGAAGGGCGCGGCCGUGGGCGAGCGGGGCAGCGGCGGCGGCGGCGGCGGCGGCGGCGGCGGCGGCGGCGGCGCGGGUGGUGGCGGGGAGCUGCCUCCGUGCGGAAAGGGUGAGCCGUUCCUUUGCACGGGCGACCUCGGCUUCGUGUGGGAGUCGCGGCUGUACAUCGUCGGCCGCAUCAAGGACAUCCUCUGCAUCCGCGGCCGCACGCUGCACGCGCACGACAUCGAGACGUGUGCGGAGGCAGCCCACACUGCGAUGCGACCCGGCUGCUGCGCCGCGCUGCCGGUGGUUCCGCCGGACACGGGGCAGGACACGGACGGCGAGGCGCUCGUUCUCGUGGCCGAACUCAAGCCCGAGGCGGAGAAGGAGGCUGCCGCGGGCGGCGGCGCGGCGAUCGCCGAGGCGGUUCGCGACGGGGUUCGCGAGGCGGAGGGCGUCAAGGCGUACGCGGUGGUGCUGCUCCGCGCGCGCACCAUCCUCAAGACAACCUCGGGCAAGCUGCGCCGCCGCGAGCUCCGCCUUGCAUACGCCGAGCUCGACGACGCGGUGCGCGCCGCCGCAGCCGCCGCCGCCGACGGCCGCAAGGCGGAGCCGGCGCAAAAACUGCGCGUGCCGCUCGACGCCGUGCUCCACUUUUGGCGCGACGCCGGCAAGCCGGCGCGCAAGGCUGCCGAGCCGGACGCGGAGCCCGACCCGGCCGCGGGCGGCGGGUUGGCCGUGUCCUUGCAGGAAGGUUCCGAGAAGGUUCAGCUGCCCGUGAGGAGUGUGCCGAGGAACGACUCGGAGCUGAGCGCGCUCGGCACAGCGCGCGGCUCCGAGCCGUCGCGAGAGCCGUCGCGCGGCGACGCUGCCGGCAAGGCGGAGGCGGAGCUGGACGACGCCGGCGGGGGAGGGCCGUCGGCGACGGAGCAGCUGGGCUCAGGCGCGGAGCUCGACUCUCUCGACGGUGAGAGGCGCGAGGCGGGGCGGGAGAUGAUGCUCGCCGCCGCCGAGGGCGCCGCCGAGGACGGCUGCUCCCCCGGCAUGGGCUGGGCGCUCCGCCGCACGUACCUGCUCGCGUGGGGCCUGCACAUCCCCGCGGACGGCUCUCUGCACGCCACGUCGGCGCCGGCUGGAGGUCGCGCGUCCGGCUCCGAGCUGGGCAGUUGCGUCGAGGGCUUGGCCGAGCUGCUGCACGGCUGCAAUCUCUCGGGCUCGAUGGCCGCCGCCGGCGCGUGGUUCGAGGAGCAGGGCUUGGACACGGUGGCGGAGCUCAAAAAGGCGCGGAUGGAGGCUGACUUUGUGGCGGCGCUUCAGCUGAAGCCUGGCAAGGAGCGAGUCCUCCUCGCGGACAUCGACUCCUUCUACUAGUCAAACUAGCGGCGAGGCCCGCGCCCUGCCCGCGGCUCCGGAUGUGGCACAUUAAAUGUGGUCGCAAUGUGGUUGGCCGUGCUUGCCUAGUGCUCCGGGCUCCGGCUCUCCGCGCGAGAUGCGGGCGAGAGAGUACACGCGGCGCUAUACGCGCCGGCCCUCCCUCUAGUACCACCGCUCUACACACAUGUCUUUGUUCAUAUCGCGGCAUCGGGGUACACAACACAGCCGUACCGAUCUUACCGCUCUGUGGUGAUGCGCAUGAGUCUCUCACUUCGGGCUGUGUGGUGUGUCUCUCACAGCCGAGGGAUAUGUGUUGUCCAAGCAUGUUCAUACGCUCGAGAUAUACGAUUCUCUGUGUGUGUGUGGAUACAGUAUAUACACGGAUGUUAAUCAUAUUGUGAAAAUUGAUCUUUGUCC
Messenger RNA from Emiliania huxleyi CCMP1516, 3306 nucleotides. RefSeq lists its product as hypothetical. NCBI's taxonomy places the organism in Eukaryota, Haptophyta, Isochrysidales, Noelaerhabdaceae. Bases 61 to 2886 code for a protein of 941 amino acids. The transcript is spliced from 6 exons. The record is from RefSeq and is a predicted model, not a curated record.